GAUCAUUGUAUCUGAGAAAAGUCAUUGUAAUUACGCGCUAGUUCUUGCUCUCAAACGUUUAUCGUCAAUCCAGUAUAUAAUGUAAGGAAAGUCUGGGAAAUUAAUUAGUGAUGAUCGAUCGGCAUGGCUUCUAAGGUCCUCAUUAUCGUGGCUGCAUUCCUGGCAAUUGCGGAGGCAGACCAAGGCCCAGUCCUGGGUUUGGGUGUCCGGCAACUAGGCCUCCCUCGAAUCGUCGGAGGAAGUGAAGCAGUCAAGGGAGCUUUUCCUCAUCAAGCAUCGUUGCAGUGGGGCCUACCUCCACUGCUAGCCUACAGUCACUUCUGCGGGGGAUCGAUCAUCAACGAGCGCUGGGUCCUCACCGCAGCUCAUUGCGUCGCAGCUGUCCCCAGCUACGGAUGGUUCGUUGUGAAGCUCGGAAAGCACUCAUUGAAGGAGAACGAAGCGGAGGAACAAAUCAUUCCGGUUGUUUCCUCAUUCGUUCACGAGAACUACACAGGAGGUGUAGCUCCCUUCGACGUGGCCGUCUUGAAGCUCAAGUCCCCAGUGAUUUUCAACAAGAGGGUGGCUGCCAUCGCCCUCCCGAAGGCCGGAGCACGACCCUCUGGCAAUGUGACCCUCUCAGGAUGGGGGUCAACUGCCCCCAGUGGAUCAGGACUGCCCGCAAAGCUGCAAACAGUUCUCCUACCUGUUGUGGAUUUAGCUACUUGCAAGAAGAAACUUGAGGAACUCGUGGGGCCUUCACCCCUUCAUGACAACAACGUGUGCACUGGGCCUCUUAGUGGAGGAGUCUCUGCUUGCAGCGGAGAUUCUGGCGGUCCUUUGAUCGCUAAAAAUGGAUCGAGAUCGGAAGUCGUGGGAAUCGUUUCCUGGGGAAUCAUGCCCUGUGGCAGUGUAGGAGCUCCAUCGGUCUACGCUAGGGUAUCAGCGUUUAUCGAUUGGAUCCAGAAUACCAUGGCCGAAAACGAAAUAAAGAACUCGACUAAAUACUCUAUCCCGUUUUUGAUGGGUUUGCGGCAGAGAAAAAAUUGCGGAGAAUCACGUAUCAACGACCAAAUCUUCCUGGACGCUAGAAUUAUCGGAGGAGUGGAAGUUGUGAGGAACUCGUACCCCCAUCAAGUAUCCCUCCAAUGGGGUUUUCCGUCCUCCACAAAUUCCAGACACUUUUGUGGAGGAAUAAUCGUAAAUCAAUCGUGGAUUCUGACAGCUGCCCACUGUAUCGAUGCCAUCCCCGAGAUAGGGGGACUAGUCGUAAGAGCUGGCAAACAUGUUCUCAAUCAAGUGGAGACUACGGAACAGUCCAGGAGAGUUGCUGCAACUUAUGCACACGAGAAUUUUAUUGGAGACGUCGCUCCUUUCGAUAUAGGCCUCCUCAGACUGACAAUGCCGUUGACCUGGACUACUGCAGUGCAACCGAUAAAUCUUCCGCAGCCCGGAACGAUCCCAACCGGGAACGUAACCGUGACAGGCUGGGGCGCGACAGACCCCAGUGGAGGAAACCUGGGGAACAUCCUUCUUUCCGUGGAAAUUCCUUUGAUCUCAUUACGCACCUGCAGAAGAGCUCUCAUCCCCUUCGGAGGAGCUAAUUCCCUUCACGAAACGAAUAUUUGCACUGGACCACUGGCUGGAGGAUUCUCCCCAUGCAACGGGGACUCAGGGGGUCCACUAAUAAGGAGAAACGGUGCUAAUUGGGAAGUAGUGGGGAUUGUCUCAUGGGGAGUGAUUCCCUGUGGACUGAGAGGUGCUCCUUCAGUUUUUGUUCGAGUCUCGGCCUUUAAUGACUGGAUACAAUCUACCAUUGCAAGGAAUUCUCAGUGAAAAAGUAAAAAAAAAACACUUUUUAAAUGAAUAGGACGUAACAAUAAUUUAUUCUCAUGAUCAUUUAUCAUACAACACGUUUUUGCAUUUUGUUUUUUUCCUCUUACGUGUACGAAUUGAGGUAUCGUUACUUCAUAAACGCAAUAUCAAUUACCUGACAAAGUAAAUGCGAAUUCACUGACUGCAUGAACAUUUAUAACGUGAAUUCUCAAGUAUAUCGAUAAUUAAAAUAAUAAAAUUCGUCUGUACUGACACUUUUUAAUCGCCUUAACUCACAAAGUGAAAUCAAGACAGAAAAAAGGAGAGAAAAAUACUAGGUUCGAGACACCGUUUUCCAUUGCACGCUCGCAACGAUUUAUCUCACGUCUUGUUGCAAUCUCUGAAUAACCAGAGAUGACACAGACGACAAAUUAAAUUAAUAAGCCUGAGCUUCCAUCCAAUAAAUUACCUAAGCCAACCGGCAAUUAAUUCUAUAAAUAAUAGUGCACAAUUCUCCAUUUUUUCUAAUUAAAUUACAAGUCUCAAAUUAUUCAUGACGAAAUUAUCAGACUCCUUACCUAAAUAUCUCCGCCGUUAACAAUUCCAUCCACAUGAUUAAUAUUCAAUCAUAAACCCUCUAAAUCUCCAAAGUAUUCCGAACAAAACCAAUCGUAUAAUUUGCUCUCAGUCACAGUAUAAAUACACUCGGUCCGCUCGCAUGGCUAUAGGUGGGUCUGAAAGGGUGGAAAUGAAAAAAAAAUCAGGAUGAGGUAUUUUCAAAAAACUCCAAAAAUAUAACCAAAAAUCCACAUAUCAAUAAAAGAAAAUAAAACCAUCAAAAAACCGAUGAAUUGUUAAUUUUACAUUUACAAUUGCCAACGAGCGUUUAAUAGAAACGAUGCCUCGAGUGUAAUAAUAUUGGAAGGGCAUACUGUUACAUUAAUUAUAAUUAAUUAUUGAGACAAUUGUAAAGUCAAUCAUCGUCAUUAUCCCUUCGGUUUUUAAUCAUUCAUUUUUUUUUGUUCGAAUAAAGUAAAAGAACUCUGCAAAAGCUUCGCUCCUAAGCAAUGUACACAUCCUCCUCACUUAUUCAGCUCACUCACAAACAUAUUUUCCGCAUGAUUUGCAAGCAAUAAUCGACAAUUUGUUCUUCCUAUGCAGUAAGUACUCCGCCCAUUCAUUUAGCAGACAUUCGAGUGAAUCAACGAGAGAGAAAGAGAGCUUAACUCGAUAUCGAUUAACAAUUGGCCACCAUUAUCUAUUAAUUAAUUCAAGAUCACCCAUGAAAUUGCAAUUAACGUAAUCCCCGUGCACGUCUAACUACAUUACAAGUACGUAAUAUACAGUGAUGCUUGGUGUAAUACUAUGAUUUAUUUUUUUGUGAUUUCCAUUCCCGGUUUACCAUAUGUUUUGAGUAUUCUAAUGUGACUUCUUACAAUAAUUAGGCCGCUCGAAAGUCUACAUAUGCAGCACAACGCGCUGAUACCAUUCCUCCGUACCUGUAUUAACUCGGAUUAUUUAGGGUAAUUUAGCGAUAAAUGUGGAUUGAGAGAGAGUAUUAGAAAUAAAACCAGGGAACUAAGUGUUAUUUGGAUUCUACUUGCUUUCAAAUCGAAUCGAGAGGAUAAUUUUUCGAAAUUCUAAAAAUCCUUGGGAAACAGAAAAUUAAUUCAGUUCAUUCACAGACAGAAGGAUUUCUGUGGAAAUAUUCUCUCUAGCGGAAUAAAUUCUCACUGAGAUAUUUCCCUCCAAAAUUCCGGAGAAGUAAUCUUCACCUCACGACAAAUUAAUCCGAAUGAAUACAAAAUAAUGAAGGAUUCUCUAAUCUAACCAUCACUCUCCCAAAUUAGUAAAAAAUAUAGCAUCUUCGAAUAAUCAAUUCCAUGAUUCACGAGUAAUAAACAAAUCGAACUAAAAUUAAAUAUCAACGAGAUAUGUCUGGCAGACAUUUGCGUAAUUCCAUUGAAUUGACAUGAUAUAAACUUUCGAUUGAAAUGGCAAGACGGCAAUCCCACAAUUAUUUGAUUGACACAUUAUUGUAAUCAGUUAAACGGGCAUGAGUGUUUAUUUUCAUUAAUUAUUAAAACUUCAAUAUCUUCGUUAAUGGAGAUUAAUUCAACGUCGACGAGGCUUCCUCGGCUUCCUCGUUCGCUCGGCCUCUAAAUGAGACGAGCUGCUAUCCUCCGAGCCGGAUCCAUUCCGCCAAUCAGUUAUCUCUGUUCCAUCCAAUUUCCCAUGCGAUCCACCGCUCUGUUUCUGUAUUUUUUUUAUUUCUUUUUUUCAUUUCGUGGUCUAUCUUUUGGUAAUUAUACUCAAUUGUUAUUUAGUUCUGACCCAACAUUUACAGAUUAAAGUAACGGCACAGAGAAAGCAAGCACAUUGAUGGUGAAAAUUAAUAUGAACCAGCGGAUAUGUGAUUAAUGCAAUUGUAAAGUGAGAGGAAAAGGGAAUAAAUCAUUUCAUUUUACAAUUAUAUUUGACAAAUAUCGAAAAUUGGUUUUGAUAAAUUGAAAGACGUGAUCUCCCCACAAAUG
Diachasmimorpha longicaudata is the source of this 4328-nucleotide messenger RNA. Its product is annotated as transmembrane protease serine 9-like. The record is from RefSeq and is a predicted model, not a curated record. Bases 124 to 1815 code for a protein of 563 amino acids. NCBI's taxonomy places the organism in Eukaryota, Metazoa, Arthropoda, Insecta, Hymenoptera, Braconidae. The transcript is spliced from 8 exons. Gene Ontology annotation, molecular function: serine-type endopeptidase activity. Gene Ontology annotation, biological process: proteolysis.